Molecule: messenger RNA, 1026 nt
Organism: Cyclospora cayetanensis
Lineage: Eukaryota; Apicomplexa; Conoidasida; Eucoccidiorida; Eimeriidae
Exons: 4
Coding region: 1-1026 (341 amino acids)
Source: RefSeq, a predicted model, not a curated record
AUGAAGGGACUAAGCAGCGAGAGAGAGGCCCGGACGCACACCGGAACGGUGAAGUCGUAUGGAAGCGCUCGACGCAAACAAGCCCAACAGCGGCCCGCAGUCGCGUUCUGUUUUCCGCCAGCAAACCCUUGGAGACGACAGGAACAAAUCGACAAGGGUGGUGCAGUUUCUACGGCUAAAUGUGUCGCUCGCCCUCUUAGAAAGAAGUCAACACCCUGUAGCAGCUGCACAGCCCCCCUCUUCUGGUGUAUUGGCACUGAAAGAGCGUGCAACGGGCACGCCGAUCCGCAAGAGUCUGCCAAAGCGACGCACCAAAAGGAAUUCCGUGGCCGUCAGCAAUUGUAUACAACGAAGGCGCUACUUGUUGUAAACCUACAUCUGGACGGCGAUAGCGUGGCUCAGUUGUUUGCUCCUGAUCGGGUUGCAGAGACUUUCCUUACGGCCCUCGCCUGGAGCCAGCUUCCUCAGGUGGCGGAUGAGCUUCGCUUUUUCGCCUAUAGGCUCGAGGCCCUCGCCUUCAUCUACCACCUCUACUCCUUCUCACAAGGGCAGGGAGACCUGCGAGCGGUAGCACGCGAUGUGCAGCUCAUCUCGGACCUGUCCACAUCUGUCUGUUCUAAAGCAGAGGGCCCGCGUGCGCAUGAGAACCCCUUCCCUCUGACCAGUGCUUGCGCGGAUGUUUCGCUGGCGGUCGCCUCAUAUGCAGAUUCGUACACAAAGGUUCUGAACGGCCGUGGAGCCCCCCGUGUCCACGUCAGCCCCGUAGGCGACGCGUACUAUUUGAAGCGAUUCAUUUCGCCCCCAGACAUGCCAAACGUAUACCUGCCGCACUCCCGCCAAACACUGGAGGGGUCGGCCGAGCAGCAGAGACUCAAACGCUUUCUGACGAGGUGCCUGGAGAGUCUCUUCACCACAAAGCGCCUCAGGUAUCCUAGUGCGGAGAGAAGGCGCAGUGUCGCAGCAGAUUUGGAGGCCGCUCGGAAGGCUCUGAAGAAGGAUUUCUUGCUGCAUCAAAGCCAGCAUUAG